This is a messenger RNA of Schistosoma rodhaini, 5564 nucleotides long. The record is from the annotation of a GenBank genome assembly. Lineage: Eukaryota; Metazoa; Platyhelminthes; Trematoda; Strigeidida; Schistosomatidae.
AUCUGGUCUCAGGGUCAUUAAUUUCAGAGUUACUUUGACGUUCACCUGCCUGAAUAAUGUCUCAAACACCGGGUAAAUAUCAUACUUAUACCAUUAUUGUGAUGAGAAGAUCUUUGUUGGAUUUGUGUAACUUCAUUUGAUUUUCUUUUAAAUGCGUCAAUGGAUGGAACUUUCACCACGUUAAGAUAAGAAAUUGCGGCGAGACUCUGAUCUAUGAACGAACUAAUCAGAUUUAAGAUAACUUUCCAAUUGUGUUCUGAUUAUCCAUUGUUUUUAUGAGACAAACUUCUUUGUUACGUUCUUGGACAAGUUUAAUCCCCUCACAUCCGAUUAUUAGUAAUAAUCAUGUCAGUACUGUAAACUCAUCCUCUAAGACACUUAAAUCUGCGGAUUCUGAUGAUAUUUUCGUCGCUAAUAUUCUUGACAAAUUUAAUAAUGUUCCAGAGUCUAACACUAAUCCACACAAAAACGAAGUCUGUGAAAAUGAACAGAUUAUCAUCGAUGCUUUGGAAAGAAAACUUGUCGUAUAUCAUCCUACAGCUAAUGACUCAGAACAUUUAGAAGGUUUCGAUGUAGAUGCUGGGGCUGAGUGGAUUUAUCCAAGUGAUUCAAGCAUACGCAAAUACCAGUUGAGUAUAAUUGAACAAUGUCUAUAUAAAAAUACACUUGUCUGCCUGCCUACAGGACUUGGCAAGACAUUUGUUGCUGCCGUUGUUAUAUAUAAUUUCUUCCGUUGGUAUCCAACGGGUAGAUUUGUGUUUAUGGCGCCAACUCGACCUCUUGUAACACAGCAACUUACUUCGUGUUCGGAAUUUAUUGGAGCACUUAAAGAAAAUAUCGCUGAGGUGACUGGAUCGAUAGCACAAACUAAAAGAAAAACUAUCUGGUCCACAUAUCAAGUAUUAUUUCUUACUCCUCAAGUGUUAAUGAAUGAUUUACAGACCGGUAUUUGUCCUGCUAAUUCUAUACGUUUACUCAUAUUUGAUGAAGCACACAAGGCAACAGGAAAUCAUGCCUACUGCCAAGUAUUGCGAAUCUUGACUAAUCCACCGUACACUCAUCGACAAUUUCGGAUUGUUGCUUUGUCCGCCACACCUGCAGCUGAUAUUGAAGGGGUACAAACACUGAUUGCAAACCUACUUAUAUCUCACCUUGAACUGCGAACUGAUACUAGUGCCGACGUUCGGCCAUAUACACAACAUCGAGAGCUAGAGGCAGUAGUUGUUCCUCUUGGUCCGGAACUGACACGGUAUCGUAAUCAAUUAAUUGAGUGUAUUCGUGUGCCCCUCGAUAGACUUUACCAACGUGGUGCACUCUCAGAGUGUUAUGGUGAUCUUCGUCCAGAAAAACUAGCGAAAUACACAAUUAUAAAAGCCCGAGAGAAAUGGUCUUCACAAACGUUUCCUAGUAUCAAUUCAACGGAAAACAGUUCAAUUCAGUGCGACUUCGCUUUAGUUAUAUGUUUGCUUCAUGGCUUGGAACUGUUGGUUCAACAUGGGUUACGUCCCCUAUAUCGUUACUUAGAGGGUGUUUAUUCUGGAAAUCGAGCUAGUUCACUGGCUAGAAGUCAGCUUAACAAACUUCCCAAUAUGAAUAAUUUAUGGACAGAAUUAGCUCAGCGAUUCGGCAUGAAUGUAGAAUGCACUGACGGUACCUGGAAGCAAGAGUUGAUUCAUGCGGAUCUACUGCAUUCCCAAGCACCUUUUCUGGCUGGUCAUCCCAAACUUGAUAAACUAAGAGAUAUUUUGCUUGGUCAUUUCAACUUUGAAGACAGAAAAAACACGCAUGAACAAAGUUCUACACGCGCUAUAGUUUUCACGCAGUUUCGCGACUCGGUUGAAGAAAUUAUGCAUAUGCUUAAGUCAUUGAAACCACUAAUUAGACCAGCAUCAUUUAUUGGACAAGGAACAAGAGUAAAUGGAAGUCCUCAAUUAACUAAUCAAUAUGAGUCACCUAGCUUGAAAAAGCCGCGACUGUCGAAUGCCCACAGUGGGAUAUCACAGCGUGAUCAGAUACGUGUUAUGGAUGGUUUUCGGUCAGGUGUUUAUAACACCCUAGUGUCAACGUGUAUCGGUGAAGAGGGUAUUGACGUUGGACAAGUUGAUCUAAUAGUUUGCUUUGAUGCCUCAAAAUCACCAAUUCAACUAAUGCAACGUCAAGGUCGAACUGGGCGCAAGCGUCUGGGACGUAUUGUGGUGCUGUUAACAGAAGGUCGUGAAGAGAGGAAUCAUGCCGUUAGUAUCGCGAGGACUUCUUCUGUUCAUAAAGCUUUGCUUGAGGGAAAUGCUUAUUGCAAACUUGCUUUCUAUCCACAUAAUCCAAGAAUGGUACCUAUUGGUGUUCAUCCUAAACUCCAGUUCAAAUGUUUACGAAUCGAGAAAGUUUUCACCAAUCAAAUAUCGGGACAAAAGCAGCCAGGUGUUCAGAAGAAGAGUUCGUAUGAAGACAUCUACAGAUUGCAUGCUGAGUCUGUUAAACUGGACAGACUGCAUAUUAGGUUACAUCCUCUUGCUUUAGGUCGAAUUCAACACAUAUCAAAAUCUGAUGAUGUGGAUAAUUUUAAUUCAGACCACCCAACAGUCACAGACAUUUACAAUCUGACGUCUCAAGAAAGAUUGGCAGUCUUCAGAGAAACUAUGCAAUCUAGUCUAGUUCCAGGAUCAAAUGUCGGUUCAUCCUCUUCGUCGCAACACCUAAUGUCAAUCCUUCGACUAGUUGAAAUGCAUCGUCAUAGUACGACACAACUUUCUUACCACGCUCUCGGUAUACGGAAAAUUGAUAUCAAUACAAAAAUGAGUGAAUUAAUAAAAAUAAGUUCUUCGCCGCUAAGUAGCCAGUUAGAUUUGCAUAGCCCUUCACAAUGUCAUCAUGAUCUUGAUGAAUUGACUACCAAUACUCUGCCAGCUCCAGAGAUGUCCGAUCCGGUAUUAGAUAUUAUCCAAGAUCUAAGAAUGGUCAAAGGUUUAGUGUCUAACAAAAUAUUUUUUGACCCUCGUCUUAGCGAACUAACAGAUUGUACAAAACAGUUCACUCAAAUACUCCAUAGCAUUAGCACUAAUAGUCAUGAGCCUAUUACAGUAGCAUCCCUACAGACUGCACUAAAUAAGUGGUUAGAGUUCAUGAUUGGUAAAAAUCACAAUUCACCUACAGUUUCUUCAAGCCCAAAGUUGAAUCUUAAGCUAAGUAUAGAAAAUAGUUUACUUGAAGCAAUUAAUACAGAACUACCGAUUUCUGAGGAAGACUCUCUAACUAUGAAAGGCCUUCAGACAAUCGAUAGUAAAUUUCACGAUAAUCAGCUAGCAUUGGUGAUGUCACAGAGUACUGAGGUACCAUCUUUUGAUGUGGUAAAAGACAUUGUUCAAGCUUUUAGCCUACCUAGUACGGUGAUUAGCUUAGCCCAAAGCACUCCUUUUGGACGAGCUUGUGUCAAGCAACCUAUAAUUUCUUCAUCUAGUCAAGUCAAUCCUGAUGAAGCGUUAGCUUUACUGGAGAAUUCAACUAUUCACCUGGAUGCAUCAACUUUAUUAGAUGAAGAACUAACAACCCUUGAGCUUCCUACUACUGCCCAAAGUGUUGUUUUUGCUGGUCCAUCAUUUCCGCAGUUGAGCGGUUUUCACAAAUCAGUCGACCUUUUUACUUUUGAAACAAAACUCUCUUUAGGGACAGAACUGGGUGAUAUUAUUAAGCCCACUCAAACCAAUGAAAAAAUGGACACUUUUAGUGAUUUCGACAGAUUAAAAAACGGUUAUUUCUCAACUGCUUCUAACAGUUCUCUUGACUCACAAAUUGAUUGGUCCCCAGUGGAACAGACAACAGAGGUACUUAAUACAGGUGAUUUAUUAUAUUCGUCGUCACCAAUAAAACUAAGUAACAUUGAAGCCGUUCCUGGAAAUGAAUUUAAAAACAAUAACUUCUCUAGUGACAAAGAAUUAUCGGGAAUAUCUCACGAAAGUCUCAGCGAGUUUACAUUAUUAAACGGGUUGAAUAAGAAAAUGAGAAACAAAAAUACCAAACACGCUGGAUCUAAAUUGUUUUUAUCGCAGGCUGAGUGUACGAGUAAUGAUUCAUCUGACCAGUUUCAUCCUGAAGAUCAAGAUAUAUAUGAUGACAGUUUCAUAAAUGACGAAUACACGAAUGUUACGUGCGAUUCAUCCCGAUCUGAUAUGAAAAUGUACCUCCAGAGCAUUCGGAGUCCACAAAUAUUUCCACGUAAUGUCAGAAACUCAUGGACCAACAAAAGAAACAUUUUGCCGAAAAUAUCUGAGAAGUGUGAUGAUAUGUCAAAUUCUUUUAUAUUUUCACAGGUUAGUUCAUAUGCUACACGUUAUUUCAAUAAUAUGUUUUAAACUUUUCUUGGUCAUAUUGCUAUGAAUCUACGGUAAUACCUCAGUAAUUAUAAUACUCUUAGAAGACCGAGUCUUAUUUGGUAUUCAUGACAGUUCUAUAUAUAGCGAUGAAACUGGUUUAAAUGUUAGGUUCUUUUAUACUAAUGAGAAAUACUUGUUUUAAACUACUGACAACAAUAUAGACUUCAAGACCCUGGUAGAAGUAAUAACUUGUGAUGCUAUAAUGGUGAUCUGCCGUCACGAAAACGCAUUGCUGCCUUGUGGACUAGACAGUACUGCUUUUCAAGAUGCUUACCUGCCUCAGGUUGUAAACUUAAAGUAUCAACCAAAUUACGAGCACAACCCUCUGAAUUGCAGACCAUAUUAUUUCACUUUUUGUUUCACUACAGCUUGUUUUUGUCUAAGUUUUGAUCUAUUUGUUUCAUCCUCCAAUGGUUGCUUCAUAAGAGCCAAUAAGCUGUCUUGAUGUCACGAAUGCUAAUCGCAGUUGCUAUUAAUGUUAACAUCGCCAAAUAGAUAUACUUGGCCGAAAUUCUAAAGCUUGUUACUUGCAUAUGUUGUAUCUAAAACAAUCGGUACCGUAAGGAAAUCCUCAGACUUUCCGUUACAGAGCGUUUCAUGCUUGCUUACCUCUGGCAGUGCUAAUAGUGCCCAGCUUUAUUAGUGCCACUGUCAGAAUUCGGGAGAAAAAUUAUGACUAGAUUCUAGUUGCCCAUAAACAGCAGCGUAAUUAGGCUGAAUUAAAGUUUUCUCUUUUGGCUUUUAACCCGAACGAACCCUACCACAUUAGUCAUACAACUAAUCACGUCUUAUGGGCAUUGUAGUUCAACAUACAAAACACCUGUGUAUAAUAGGGAACACAGAUGUUUACGACAGCCGCGUAUCACAACUUAUGAAUAGUUACCGGUUGUGUUGAAAAAUAUGGACAACCUGUAGCUUCGUCUCGUUCACAAAGUUCCAUCUCUUUUUACCAAAUUUGGGGCCAGAAUUUUUCUGAUUCUUUGGGUGUUUGAAUUCGGACGAUCCAAAUCUGGUUUCCAGUCGGUUUGAAUUUUUAGGGAUGACCAGAUCCGUCGACAUUGAGAAUGGCAACAUGUGUUCGACAUCCAAAAAUUCCCAAACCUAAUCGUUAUGACCCGAUCAAUUCUGAUUAGUAAAUUGUAUGGUAAUAUUCUCAGUGAUGUUUAUUGUAAAUCUUAUAUAUAUAUAUAUAUAUAU